Molecule: messenger RNA, 327 nt
Organism: Phycomyces blakesleeanus NRRL 1555(-)
Lineage: Eukaryota; Fungi; Mucoromycota; Mucoromycetes; Mucorales; Phycomycetaceae
Exons: 3
Coding region: 1-327 (108 amino acids)
Source: RefSeq, a predicted model, not a curated record
AUGACUACAGUGAAUGAUUUCUUGUUGCUAUGUUUACUACUGUUUACUGCUGUUUACUGCUGUUUACUGCUGUUUACUACUGUUACUACCAUUAUUCUAUAUAUUUAUACAUUUGUACCUUUCCUCACCCUGACUUCCCGUAAGACAUCAGAUGCUGUCAAACUUGGAAAUUCACGUGAAUGGAACACUAGAAAACCCAGUGGACAUGAGGAUCGUAGAUAUGUCACACGUACACUCACAAUACCCACAAUACCCACACAGAAAUAUCGCGGUAAUAUCAAUGAGCGUUUCUUAAAGGUUACACUUAGAUUUGAUAAUCAGCGCUAA